AUGAAGUACAUAUGGUUAUGGCGCUUCCUGCCCUUGGUGCUCUUGUUCCAGCAUACGUUUGCGCUUCAACCAAAUGAUCAAAACCCCCUUUCAGAUGUUGCUCAGGGAUCACCCAAUCCCUCCGGUGAUACGUCCUCCGAUGCUCCUACAAAUGAGCGCGUCAGAUAUGCCCUCAAUGUUCUACGCGAGGCAAAGAUACCGGUCGUCACGCCUCCGGGGAAGCCAUCUGGCGUCCUCGGCAACACCUGGCAUUACGCGCAAGAAGCCUUUCGAAUACUCUUUAUGAAUGGACCACCAUCGAGCGGCGCCGCGCGGAGGAAAAUGAACCCGAGCAUUACAAAAGCCGUCGACGCACUCAGAAUUGCGGCUUUGGAGGACCACGAUCCGGAUGCGAUGUUCCUACUAGCAGAAAUGAACUUCUACGGCAAUUUCUCGCAUCCCCAGGACUUCCAGCAGGCGUUUCGCUGGUACGAGAGUCUAGCAUCAUGGGACGGAAAUAGCACGGCACAGUAUAUGCUUGGUUUUAUGUAUGCCACGGGAAUCGGAGGCGGGGUUGAACGCGACCAGGCCAAGGCACUGUUGUACCACACCUUUGCCGCAGAGGCGGGGAAUACGAAGUCCGAAAUGACUCUUGCAUAUCGCCAUCAUGCUGGCAUUGGCACCCCCAGGAAUUGCGACGAGGCAACCUAUUACUACAAACAAGUGGCGGAUAAAGCCAUUGAGUACUAUCGAUCUGGACCGCCUGGUGGCCACAGUAUGGUCCGCGAAUCAUACCGUUGGGCUGACGAAGAGGGCGGCGUAUAUGGGGAGGGUGCCAGCGUAUCCAGCUCCGGCCCUAACGCCCUUCGUGAUGGCUCGGGUUCUACCGAGGCCAGCCUAGAAGACGUUCUAGAAUAUCUGGAUCUUAUGUCUCGGAAAGGGGAGGUGAAGGCGACGUUUAGCCUGGGGAAGAUGCAUUAUGAAGGCACGAAGGGACUGCCCAAGAACUAUAAGAAGGCGCUCAAAUACUUUAAACUGGUCACAAAACGAUACUGGAAUAAGGACCAUUCACUGAACCCGAACCAUCCGGCUGGGAUCGAGAAAUUGGCAUCUAAAGCAGCAGGACACAUUGGCCUAAUGUAUCUACGUGGCGAAGGCGUGGAGCAGAAUUUCGAAACCGCUUACACGUGGUUCAAACUUGGAUUGGCCAACGGGGACGCGCUUUGCCAGCACCAAAUUGGGCUCAUGUUUUUGCAUGGCUAUGGAGUGCAGAAAGACGCUUACAAAGCCUCUUCUUACUUCAAAGCCGCAGCGGAUCAGGACUACCCUGCGGCGGAAACGCGGCUAGGUGCAUUAUUCCUGGACCAAGGUGACGUCGCAACAGCUACCAAGUACUUCGAACUUGCUGCUCGCUGGGGCUGGAUGGAAGCCUUCUAUUAUCUUGCAGAACUGGCCAACAAUGGUGUUGGCCGACAACGACAUUGUGGACUCGCUGCGUCGUACUACAAAAUGGUCGCAGAGAAAGCAGAAGCGAUCCACUCUUCCUUUACCGAAGCGAACGCUGCGUAUGAGAGUGGUGACAAAGAGCGAGCAUUCAUCCCAACGCUUAUGGCCGCAGAGCAAGGGUACGAAAAUGCCCAGGCUAAUGUAGCCUUUGUCCUUGAUGAACAGCGUUCAUUGUUACCAUUGGAGAAAGUCCUACCUGGAUUGAGGAAGCCCCGACCUGCUUUGCUUCGAAAUGCCGCAUUGGCUCUGAUUCAUUGGACUCGCUCAGCCAAGCAGGCCAACAUCGACUCUCUGCUCAAAAUGGGUGACUAUUAUCUGAGUGGUAAUGGCAUUGGUAUUGAUUCUGAGAAAGCUUCAACAUGUUAUCACACCGCCGCCGAAGCUCACUUCAGUGCGCAGGCGUAUUGGAAUCUCGGCUGGAUGCAUGAGAACGGGGUUGCUGUUGAGCAAGAUUUCCACAUGGCUAAGAGGUAUUAUGACCUGGCUUUGGAGACGAGCGGCGAGGCCUACCUGCCUGUUAAGCUCAGCUUGUUGAAAUUGCGGGCACGGAGCUCUUGGAAUAGAUUCACUAAUGGAAAGGUCAAUUCCAUUCGAGAGGACGAUGAACCUAAACCCCGUCGUACCUUUAGUGAAUGGAUUGCAGCGUUCAUUGAAAAUGACGAAGAGGAAGAAGCGAACUACCGCGCACAGCUCCAUAAACAGGGCGAAGAGGACGACGACGAUAUAUUGUCGAGUAGUGAACAUCACCGCCUUGAUGACCAUGAUGACGGCUAUUACGACGAACUCGACCUUGACAUUGAGGACAGUAUCCUGGAAGGCCUCAUCAUCCUAUCGCUAGCUGCCACCCUCAUGGUCUUGGUGUACUUGCGACAACAACGGAAUAACCGUCAAAGACAGAACGAUAAUCAGGGCGCGAAUGCAGCAGGGCAAGCCAACGCGAACAACCGGGGUUUCUUCCCACGGCCCGGGGAUCCAGAGUUUGCUCAAUGGGUGGCUGGCGGGGUUGGUCAUUAG
Molecule: messenger RNA, 2499 nt
Organism: Aspergillus mulundensis
Lineage: Eukaryota; Fungi; Ascomycota; Eurotiomycetes; Eurotiales; Aspergillaceae
Product: ubiquitin ligase complex subunit HRD3
Exons: 4
Coding region: 1-2499 (832 amino acids)
Biological process (GO): ERAD pathway
Cellular component (GO): endoplasmic reticulum membrane
Molecular function (GO): protein binding
Source: RefSeq, a predicted model, not a curated record